Messenger RNA from Pseudoliparis swirei, 3040 nucleotides. RefSeq names its product protein transport protein Sec24C. The transcript has 21 exons. Gene Ontology annotation, biological process: endoplasmic reticulum to Golgi vesicle-mediated transport; COPII-coated vesicle cargo loading; intracellular protein transport. Lineage: Eukaryota; Metazoa; Chordata; Actinopteri; Perciformes; Liparidae. Gene Ontology annotation, molecular function: zinc ion binding; SNARE binding. The record is from RefSeq and is a predicted model, not a curated record. Gene Ontology annotation, cellular component: endoplasmic reticulum exit site; COPII vesicle coat.
CGCGAGUAAAUCAUUUAUUAUGUAAAAAGUGUUUCGCUCCCGUCGGCGACGUGAACCCCCCCCCCCCCCCCCCAACCGAGGCCCCGCCUCCGUGGUGAAACGCACCAAUCGGUGAUGGUUAUGGGGGAUGAUGGACGUCCCCGCAGCCAAUCAGAGCCAUACACCCUCUCAGCCCUGGGCGGGCCAGAACGGCUGGUCCCCCGCGUCACCUCUGGGGCCCCCCUGCGACCCCCUGGCCGGCUUCCAGCAGCUCAGCCUGAGCUCUCCCUCUGACCAGAGGCCCCGCCUCGACCACCAGGGCGGCGACCUCGCCACCUGCCCACCCUCGGGCGACACUCGCUUUACUCUCCAUCCCAUCGAUGCCGACCGGAGGGCCCGCGGUCCAGCCGAGCCCCCACGCUCCCUCCCUCUCGCGGCGGAAGGCCUCCAGCCGAUGCCAUUUUACUCCCCUCACAGCCCUCACCCAGGGACAGCCCCCCUCUUCCAGCCCCCGUACACGCACCAGGGUCCACCGGACGGGCCUCGGCGCCCUUACCAAACACACCUGCCCAUCAGCUCUCCAUCACUGGGUGCACCUGAGUCCUCGGGGGGCUUCACACACCGUCUGGCCCCGCCCACGUCUCCCGUCUCACAGCGGACCAACUCAGGAGGAACCAUCAAUGAGUUUGUUCCCAACGCCACGCCACAGGACGGGAACGCCACGCCACAGUCUCCCAGCUCUGAGUCCCGGUACGGCCUGGACCCCCAACUGCUGCCCAGCGUCGUGGAGGUGAUCGCUGAGGACGCGGCAGAGUGGGGGGGCAGGGUCUUCGUUUCAGAGCCCUUUUCCCGUCUUCCUCCUCUGGCAACGACUUCCUGUCCCGUAGAGGACCGAGGCAGCGCCAGUCCUCUCGCCAUCCGCUCGGCCUCGUACUGCAUUCCCUGUGACGGACCGACCGCCCUCCUCAGCCGCCUGCCACUAGGGGCGCUGCUCACCCCUCUGGCACAGACACAGGUGGGAGAGGGGGCGCUGCCGGUGUGCAACGAGCCAGAAUGCGUGAUGGGCUGCGGUGGGUGCGGCGCCUCCAUGUGUCCGGCGAUGGGCUGGCAGGACUGUGGUCAGAGGUUCCACUGCCCGUUCUGUGGGCGCCUCAGUGAAGUGCCGUGGCAACACUACCAGCCCACCAGAGGGGAGGAGGGCGUCCGGGUGGAUAAAGACAAGAGGCCUGAACUGAGCAGGGGGUCGUACGAGAUCCUCCACUCUCAGAGGGCUUAGCCUGCCGCUCUGCUGCUCGCCGUAGACGUGUCCGCCUCAGCGGUGAGAGGAGGACAUUUGGAGUUUGCGACGCGUCAGAUCCUGUCUCUGCUCGCCUCCCUGACGAGGGAGGGCGGCGACGCCCCGUCGGACGUCCGCGUCGGUUUGAUGACGUACGAUGGCAGGAUCCACCUGUACGACCUGAGCCCGGCGCUGUCCCGCCCACGCAUGCUGGUCAUCGCGGAGACGGAGGAGCUGCAGCUUCCUAUGAGGGAGGGGCUCCUGGUGCCCCUGAGAGAAUGCAAAGACAGUAUAGACAGUGUGUUGCGGCUUAUUCCUCAGUUGAGUCCAGAGCGUGGCGAGGCGAGUGGCGUUGCCAUGGAGCUGCCUGUCAAAGCCGGGCUCGCCGUGCUGCAGGCCCUGAGUUGUCCGGGCAAGCUGCUGAUCUUCCACUCCGCCCCUCUGAUAGAGACGGGACACGCAGACUCGUCCUCUGGGUUUUUUGGCGCCAACAAACCAAAGUCUAUCUUCCAGCCAUCGGAGCUCGCCCUCUCAUUGGCCAAGGACUGUGUCCGUCAGGGCUGCGGCGUUCAUCUGUUUGUCUUCGCCCAGCAAGACGUGGGCGGGGCUUGGCCAGGCCACAUUCCAUAUCUAACAGGCGGCGCUCUGUACACCUACAGCCACCUCCAGGGGGAGCUGGACCGAGAGCGUUUCAUCUCCGAUCUGAAGAGCGCUGUGGAGACGGACACGGCCUACAAGGCUGAGCUCAGGAUUCAUGUCAGCAAAGACAUGCGCGUGUCCGGCUGCUACGGGCUCUACGUGCCCGAGUCCGGCCCCAGCCGGGUCGCCCUGGCGACCCUUGACCCGAGGACGACGCUGGCCGUGGAGCUGGCCCACACCAGAGCUCUGGACGAGACCACAGGUGUGGCCAUACAGACUGUCCUGUCCUACAGCACCUGGACCGGCGACAGGAGGACUCGGGUCCACACCCUGACCCUGCGGUGCUCUCCUCGCCUGCAGGACACGUUCCGGCAGUACCAGGCCCAAACACUACUCGCCUUCUACUGCAAAAGAAUUUACUGCUCAGUGCUGGAGCGCCCCCUUCAGGAGCUGAGGGAGGAACUGCAGACGGAGGUGACGGAGGCGGUCGCGUCCUACCGCAAACACUGCUGCUCCACCUCUGUGUCUGCUGGACAGCUGGUGCUCCCUCAGUACCUGCGUUCGCUCCCCGUCUACAUCAACAGUCUGAGGAAGAGUGAAGUUCUGCUGCCGGGCCUCCGCAGCUCGGUCCACCGGCGGCUGCAGCUGCGCUGCCAGCUGCUCCGCAUGGACACCGCCGGCACCUGCAGCCACUUCUACCCCCUGCUGCUGCCGCUGCCGCCCUCGGUGGACCGCUCCGGCUCCCCAGACCCGGCGGCGGCGCUGCGCUGCUGCGCGGCCAGCCUGGAGCCCGGCCGUCUGUACCUGGUGCACUCGCCCCUCGCCCUGCUGCUCUGGGUGGGCUCCCAAGUCCCAGAAUGCACCCUGUUGGAGCUCUUCAAUGGCCGCUGCUUCUCCUCGCUGCCCUCGGGAGAGGUGAAGCUGCCGCUCCUCGACACCCCGCUGGCUGCCGGCGUCCGGUCCCUCGUCCGCACGCUGACCUCCGAGGCACCGAGCGCCCGCCAGCUGCUGGUGGUGAAAGAGGGCGAUGCCCACCAGGAGGUGCUGCAGCACCACCUGGUGGAGGACAAGAGUCCCAACGGAGGAGCGUCCUAUGCCGACUUCCUGUACCACCUCCACGUCAACUCAGUCCGGAUCCUGCAGUGA